Molecule: messenger RNA, 1689 nt
Organism: Biomphalaria glabrata
Lineage: Eukaryota; Metazoa; Mollusca; Gastropoda; Planorbidae
Exons: 15
Coding region: 80-1675 (531 amino acids)
Source: RefSeq, a predicted model, not a curated record
UCCGUGAAGCCAUUUUUUUUAUUUACAUCAGCACCGAACACAUCGAUCUAGAUCAAUCAUUAUCGAAAAUAAAAACAUCAUGUAUCUAAAAAAAAAUAUAAUAAUGGUUUAUCACUUUCUGAGAUGGCUUUUAGCUAUCUUCUCAUCAUAUACAAUAACUCCUUCCCUGAGUGCCCUGGUGAAGAUGGAUCCGGUCGUGCCUUUCGAGGGCAAGACGUAUUACAUCCGGUGUGUACUGGAGACAGAGCUGGUUGAGUUGGAAGAGCUUCGUCAGACUCCCUUCAGGUUCCAGUUGAAUGACAAGACCUGUGACGUGCCGUCUUGGUUAAAGUGUGACAGUUCUCCGCAGAGACUUAAGGACUGGGACUGCUACUGUUACCGGAAGUACGUCACAGAAGAGCUGCUUAUGUUCGACUUUUACUAUUUCAUUAAGACAUUUCCAGGCAAAGUCGUGAAUCUGACAAGCUGCGGACUCGAAUACUACGCCAGUGACAAAAGAGAGGUAGAAACUGUUGACUUUUCUGUUGUUCCUGGACCGGCCAUACAAAACUGUUCUGAUGGGGAGAUGGUGCUGAACUGGGGCUUUCAUCCUCACAGCGACUUUGUCAGGGAGCUAAUGAGACCGAAGAAAAUCGAAUGGUUCUUUCAAGAUCGACCACUGGCAGACUACGUCGUCAGUAGGAAAGCCUUCGUAAGUCACGUGAAUCAAUGUUGUGCCAUAGUCAAAAACGGACUCAUCCCGAUGUUAAAACUGAAGAGAUUGACCAAUACGUCCAGUGGUGUCUACUCCAUCAAUGUCAUCUUUCAUGCGAUUAGGACAAAGGCCGGCAACACACGACAGGACACCAUUGACCUGUAUGGAGACGAGGGAGAAACGGCCAUCAGGAUUAAGAGAACGUUUUUUGACAUGGAGAGUUUCGGCGCUUUUCCAGCCAACACGACGUCAGCCGAAGAAUAUGACUACGACCCGGAUGUAAAACUGAUGCCCUCGUUGGAUGAGACGACCACAUUACCGCCCAUUCCCGUGGCUCAAAACUCGCUGAACGGGUCAACAAAGUUGAUGGUCACUUACCCUCCCAACAACGACGUCUGGUUCAAAAUGAAAGGAUUUAAAACUUUGACAGGCACCAUCCUUGUCAGGUGCAGUGUCUACAACAUCAGCUAUUUUGGUCUGCCAGAGGUCAACUUAACCCUGUGGGAGAUGUCCAGGAGAGUCAGAUCUAAGCCGGGGGAGUACUCACUGGUCUACAGCGAGGCUAUUGGUGGGAGACGCAAAUUUAACUUCUCUUGUGGACUAACCGGAGUGGCUCUUCAGUGCUUAGACUCAGAAGACUCUAGGUUAAAGCGCGUCUACUUAGAUGAGAUCGAGAGUGAGAAGCCCCCAGACAAUUUAGUUCCAAAUAUCAUGAAGAUUAUCUUUGGCACCCAGACGGUGCUGUGCAUUGGGCUGAUGCUCUGGCUGGUGUCGCUAAUGCUGAAACAUGUACUGGUCGUCAUCAACAAGGAGAUGCGGAUGAAUCAACUGGCGGCGAAGAUGAUCAGCACCAAGGCAGGCCAGAACAUGCUCAUGAAGGCCAUGAAGGACCGUGGUGACGUCAGCGAGAGGGAGGACACGGAUGUAGACGAGGAUAGCCGAGUGGUCACUUUUUCUGAGAAGUCUGGGAAGACUAAAUAAAAGACUUUUCAUCA